This is a messenger RNA of Balaenoptera ricei (Rice's whale), 1512 nucleotides long. RefSeq lists its product as uncharacterized. The transcript has 13 exons. Lineage: Eukaryota; Metazoa; Chordata; Mammalia; Artiodactyla; Balaenopteridae. Bases 233 to 1015 code for a protein of 260 amino acids. The record is from RefSeq and is a predicted model, not a curated record.
CGCCUUCAUAGGCCUCGAGGUGAGAAGAACCUGGAGGUUUGGUCGUGGCAGUUGCGGGACUUGCGUGGCCUGAAGCUUUGCUGAGAGCCGCGUUCUUGUGGCGGGGGCGGAAGCGGGACGUCUCGGGCCGUCCUCUGGCCCAGGCGGGACAGCAGUGCCCGGGUCUGGCCUGGACCUCCGCCCUGGGAAGCUGAAUCUUCAGUCCUCUGCACCUUCCUAAACGCUACAGAAAAUGGACAUAUCUGAGAUUCUUCUCAAAAUAUAUUGGCUACUUGAGAGAUGUCAUUACACUCCUGUGAUUUAUACAGAAGCAUACUGUCUUGUCCACUCUGACUGGCGGGCUUCCCCAUCAAGAAGUCUCUUAGUGAAACUCCAUGCUGCUCAGAUUCUUCUCAAAAUAUAUUGGCUACUUGAGAGAUGUCAUUACACUCCUGUGAUUUAUACAGAAGCAUACUGUCUUGUCCACUCUGACUGGCGGGCUUCCCCAUCAAGAAGUCUCUUAGUGAAACUCCAUGCUGCUCAGAUUCUUCUCAAAAUAUAUUGGCUACUUGAGAGAUGUCAUUACACUCCUGUGAUUUAUACAGAAGCAUACUGUCUUGUCCACUCUGACUGGCGGGCUUCCCCAUCAAGAAGUCUCUUAGUGAAACUCCAUGCUGCUCAGAUUCUUCUCAAAAUAUAUUGGCUACUUGAGAGAUGUCAUUACACUCCUGUGAUUUAUACAGAAGCAUACUGUCUUGUCCACUCUGACUGGCGGGCUUCCCCAUCAAGAAGUCUCUUAGUGAAACUCCAUGCUGCUCAGAUUCUUCUCAAAAUAUAUUGGCUACUUGAGAGAUGUCAUUACACUCCUGUGAUUUAUACAGAAGCAUACUGUCUUGUCCACUCUGACUGGCGGGCUUCCCCAUCAAGAAGUCUCUUAGUGAAACUCCAUGCUGCUCAGGGGACAUGGGUUCAAUCCCUGGUCCGGGAAGAUCCCACGUGCCUUGGAGCAACUAAGCCAGUGAGCCACAGCUACUGAGCCGGUGUGCCCUAGAGCCCACGUGCUGCAACUACUGAAGCCUGCGCGCUCUAGGGCCCAUGUGCCACAACCACUGAGCCCACAUGCUGAAACUACUGAAGCCCACGUGCCUAGAGCCCGUGCUCCACAACAAGAGAAGCCACUGCAAUGAGAAGCCCCUGCCUGCUGCAACUAGAGAAAGCCCACAUGCAGCAACAAAGACCCAGCACAGCCAAAAGAAAAUAAAUUAAAAAAAAAAAAGUUCUCAUCACAAGAAAAAAAUUCUUGUGUAUGGUGAUGGAUGCUAACUAGAUCUGUUGUGGUGAUCAUUUUGCAAUAUAUGUAAAUAUUGAAUCAUUAUGUUGUAUACUUGAAAGUAAUAUAAUGUUCUAUGUCAAUUGUACCUCAAUUUAAAAAAAGAAAAUUUCAAGUAUAUAUGUAAGUUGGAGAAGAGAAAUGGAGGAGUAUUUAGAGGUGGAUAUGGAGGUCAAAAGAGGUAUUAUGUAUUUAUUUUUUAA